This is a messenger RNA of Perognathus longimembris pacificus (Pacific pocket mouse), 4562 nucleotides long. RefSeq names its product glycoprotein M6A (gene Gpm6a). Gene Ontology annotation, biological process: neuron projection development. The record is from RefSeq and is a predicted model, not a curated record. The coding region runs from base 1765 to 2601 and encodes 278 amino acids. The transcript has 7 exons. Lineage: Eukaryota; Metazoa; Chordata; Mammalia; Rodentia; Heteromyidae. Gene Ontology annotation, cellular component: axonal growth cone; filopodium; neuronal cell body.
UUCCAUGACACAAAGUGAAUAAAGACAGGGAAUGAGUAGUGAUAUUCAAAAUAUCAGGAAAUGCUAGUCCAAGGAUGAGCUGAAGUACAGAAACUGGUAUGGUUUGGCAGUUUUGAUUUCCUUUAUGCAUUCUUUGUAGAUGUGCUCUGAGCCAGCAACAGUCUCAAAAACCCUUGACUACAGAGUGAUGCAGACUCAAUAGAGCUAAGUAUUGAGUCAUUUGAAUCCCAGUUAUCUCUGGGUUAUCUGAAUAAAAAGGAAAGAAAAAAAAUGACUGCAGAAAUAAGAGGGCUGAAUACCAUUGCAGUAUACGAUAUAGAGUUGAAUGUUGUCCAAUUAGCUUUCCUCUAACUCAUUGCUUUGGUAAUGAUUUAGGGAAUAUUCUGCAACAUACUGUUGAUGUGCUCUAAGAUUGUAGGUCCAAUUUUUGCUAUAAUAAGAAAACACUUAUGGAAAAUAAGGCCAUUGAUUAUUUUUCUUUAAAGGCACGAAGCCACAGUUGUCUGUGAAUGUGUUUCUUUGGGAUUGCUUAUUUGGAGAUGGAAGCAGGCAGAUUCUUCCUUCAUUUACCUUCUAUAAGGGUUUAUGCUGCUUUGAGAGAUACUGUUUAUGCACUUGCUCAUGUCUUUUGUGAAGAAUUGAGACUCUGAUUGUGUCCUGCCAGUCAGUAGCUUGAAGUAUGAAUGCUAGUUUAGUGCCAGACGGCAGCUUUGUGAUUUGCAUUCCAAAUCAGACUUAAGAUUCUCAUUAAAAAAAUUGCUACCCUGUUGUUGCUUAUCUAGAAUUUCUUUUAUCACUCUUUCCAUUUCUCAAACAUGACCCUUAAAAAAUAAUCCCUUUCCAAAGAUUUUCAUUCUAGAUCAGCGCUUCUAGGGGCAAAAAUCAUAACAGUAAAUUACAAAGACAUCCAUAUAUUCUUUUAAAAAUUCCUCUAGAGUUUUUCCUUCAGUGUUUUCUAAGUAAAAUAUUCCCAUGAUUCUCUCACGCUUAAAGGCUUAUUAUACUUAUUCUUUUGUGAAGCAUGCUUGGAUUUCUUCUUUAAAAAUCAGGAAGGUGGGGUCUUACAGGUCCUUUUGUGAUAAUAAUCUUUUACAGAGAAACUUUGAGAUAGUAUAACUGAAUCCCAUCUUGGCACCUUUAAAUCAAAUUAACUAGAUACUUAGUAAAGGGAGAAAAGGAAAACGCAGUUUUGUAAUGAAUCUGACUGUGUGAGAAGGAACUGCAGCAGCAUAAAGAACCGACGGGAAUCUGGGCUUUUCCACUCUGGUAGCAAAGGGGGGAAUUAUGGGUUGGUGGUCUGUUUCAAGUUAGGACACCCCUCCAUCUGUUCGCAGCUCAGCCUGGUUCCAAUUUAAAGCCUAGGUUUCCAUACAAACGUCCAAUUUCUUUCCCCCAUUUUAAAAUGCAAAGCAAAGCUUAUGAAUCCUAGUUGUCUUUGCUCCCCGGAAUUGAGACCACACUUCCCCCCUCCCCAAAUUUUCAGGCUGUUUGUUUGAAUACCUGCCUAGGGUGGCAUACAAUGGGCAGCUUUGAGAAGAAAAAUUGAUCAUCUUCAUGGAAGAGUAAUUUGAAUGAAAUUACACUUGACAGCCAGUCUCCAAGCAAACAAGAGGCGCGAGGGAGCCUUAGCUAAGCUCUAAGGACUUGCCCAAGCCUCUGCUCUGGGAGCGUCCCAGGGAGGAAAAAAAAAUCACCAGUUUUUUCAACAUCUAAUUGAGCUUUUGAUUAAUUCCGUGUACCAGCUUCUACUGAAGAAAGGUAGCCAUGGAAGAGAAUAUGGAAGAGGGACAGACACAAAAAGGCUGCUUCGAGUGCUGUAUCAAAUGCUUGGGGGGGAUUCCCUAUGCAUCUCUGAUCGCCACCAUCCUGCUUUAUGCGGGGGUUGCCCUGUUCUGUGGCUGUGGUCAUGAAGCCCUUUCGGGAACCGUCAACAUUCUUCAAACCUACUUUGAGAUGGCGAGAACUGCUGGAGACACACUAGAUGUAUUCACCAUGAUUGACAUCUUUAAAUAUGUGAUCUACGGCAUCGCGGCUGCAUUCUUCGUGUACGGCAUUCUCCUGAUGGUGGAAGGAUUCUUCACAACUGGGGCAAUCAAAGAUCUCUAUGGCGAUUUCAAAAUAACCACCUGUGGUAGAUGUGUGAGCGCCUGGUUUAUUAUGCUGACUUACCUUUUCAUGUUGGCCUGGCUGGGAGUUACAGCAUUCAGUUCUCUGCCAGUGUACAUGUACUUCAAUCUGUGGACCAUCUGCCGGAACACCACCUUAGUGGAGGGAGCAAAUCUCUGCUUGGACCUUCGUCAGUUUGGGAUUGUGACAAUUGGAGAAGAAAAGAAAAUCUGCACUGUCUCUGAGAAUUUCCUGAGGAUGUGUGAAUCUACCGAGCUGAACAUGACCUUCCACUUGUUCAUUGUGGCUCUCGCUGGAGCUGGCGCAGCAGUUAUUGCUAUGGUUCAUUACCUUAUGGUUCUGUCUGCCAACUGGGCUUAUGUGAAAGAUGCCUGCCGGAUGCAGAAGUAUGAAGACAUCAAGUCUAAGGAAGAACAAGAGCUUCACGACAUUCAUUCUACUCGCUCCAAAGAGCGACUCAAUGCAUACACAUAAAUAAAUUCUCCUUUUCUUUACCAUUUGAAUGCAUUGGUGUUUAACUAAGGACCAUCCAACCAGCUAAACUUUGAACCACAAAAUAAAAGUGCUAUUCAUCAAUGAUAUGAAGGGUGGUUUACGAAUCACCUACAUAUUCUUUGUUGGUUAGUACUUACUUCCCGAAUUGGCUAAAUUGGUGUAAUUAGAUCUCUUCUACAAGCUCCUAUCCAGUCUUUUAAAUUUGUUUUGAAACUUUUACAAAGGAAUUAGUUCUGUAAGGUCAAAGAGAUUAAUCCUGUCAAAGGCAAAGAUUUGUUGAUUUUUUAACCACCUCCCAUGAGUUAUACAUAACACUUUUUUAUUUCACAUUUUUUCUUAUGUUUUGAAAACAAAAUAGCAUUUUAUACUUUUUAGUUUUGAUUUCGGUAACUAGUUUAACUACAGGUAACCUGCAAAGGGACCAUUGUACAUUACAUGAACAGUAGACAGAAGUGACAUCAUGGCGAUUCUUCUUGAAAGACAGAAAUCUUGUCUGGAGGUCAGGGGCAGAAGUACCAUAAGCCCUGGCUAAUGUUUUCAUCAACCUAAGGUGCAAUUUCUAAAUUUAUAAGGAUAGGUUUAAAAAAAGUGCUUCUUAUCUUUGUUAACAUUGUAUUUUUUUUCUUGAUGUACUUAAAGGUAUUUCUCUCCUAUUACUCAGAUUUAUGUUGUGAGCAUGUAGAAACAGUAAUGCUAAUGCAUGGCUACCUGCCUUUUUGAGAUUGUGACAGCAGGCUUACCUUUUCAAGUUUAGUGUAGAGACAAUUUUAAUGGAAAUAACUACUGUGGAUUAUGGGAGAAUGAUCUUUAUGUGAUUUAUGCAGUGGCUGGAUUGGAACUUUUCAGAUGCUAAUGUGGAAAAUUACCUUUAUGAAGGUGGUAUAUUGAAAAUAAGCACACUAACCCCUCUGAACUUGUUUUACCUACUUUAAAAGUUUUAAUGUAUUGCAUCUCUGUAAACUAUUUCAGAAACAUGUAUGAUAUAUUUGCAAAGGCUUCCAUUAAUAUAAUAAUAGCUUUGCUUGCAGCUUCUAAUCUAUGUUGGUUUACCUGUAGUGUUUUCUCAAAUGUGGUCAGAGGCCACUGUAGAAUGUAUUGUUUAGCAGUGUAGUGAUACGUUUGUGUUUUUUUUUCUUUCAAAUAAGUCAUUUUAACCGAAUGUUCAUUCAUAUUCAUUUAUAAGAAGUACCUGUAUCAGAGGAAUUUUAAAGACAAAACAAUCAGUAUUAUCGGACCAAAUUUGGUGUUUGUUUUAACCUUGGCUUUCUUCUUUUGGUGAUUUCUAGUGCUACAAGAAUGCUGUAAAGGUGUCUUUAAAAAUGAUGUAGCCUGACAAGACAUAUUGUCAGUGUAUAAACCUAGGUAGUAUUGUGCACUGAUUUGACCAUUGUGAAAUCUUUCCUUGGUGUAAGUACAUUUCUAAUAAAAUUUAUUGAGUGAAACAAUCUUUGUACAACUACUGGUCAUGCAUCAUCAGUAAUUUUACAAGUUCUUGUAGUAUGUAGGGGGUAUUACUGGGGCUAAUUGUGGCAUGAUUAUUCAUUCUGUAGUAUCAAUUAAUUUGGGGGUUCCCUUUGCUUUUUUUUACACUUAGGUUAUCUUAAUGGUUCAACAUUUUUCUGAUAUAUAUGCAGUAUUAAAUAUAUUCAGCAAAAGUAUUAAUGGGCUUCUUUAAAUCUGAUAUUAUAGUGUUUCAUUUCUGUGUCUACAGUUUGUGAUGGUUUUUAAAACUUUCUUUUAAAUUUAUGUAAUGAUGUUGACUCUUUUGGCUUUUAUUUCUGGUAUUAGAGUUUGUAUUUUCACAGAGUGCUUUGUAGCAGGCAUUACAAGUAAUCUGUUUUGUACAUAAAUGUGCCAACAGCUUGAUGGUGGCGUUUUUGAAUUGUAGAACAAAAUGCUUGCAAAAUGUAAUAAACACACUUGUGUACUUUGUGUACUUA